UCAUCUUCAUCAGUCAGUCAUUAUUUGUCAGCCUUUGAGGGUGCAUGUCAUUUUGUUAUUCGUUUCGCGUAUUUAUUUACGUAGAAUUUUUUGAGAAUAAAAAAUCGUUGCUUCCUUGUCUGAUGCUGGAAUUCUACUGCUAAGGCAAUGCUGCGUCGGUUGCUGUUGCUAGGCGUAGUCGGGCUGGUGACUACUGUGCCUACACCUUUAGACCAGAUCACUCCGAGAGCAGGGGAACGCUGCGGUUACGAUAGCUGUACCGACGCCGAGCCAGGAGUCCUCAACGUGCAUAUAGUUGCGCACACGCACGAUGACGUCGGCUGGCUGAAGACCCUCGAUCAGUACUACUAUGGGAGUCGAAAUAACAUUCAGAAGGCCUGCGUCAAGUGUAUCCUGAAUUCAGUCGUGAAAGAACUAUGGGAAGACCCCAAGAGAAAAUUCAUCUACGUAGAAACAGCGUUCUUCUGGAAGUGGUGGGUGGCGCAGCCUGCGUCCGUGAAGUCCCAGGUUCACACCCUGGUCAGGCAGGGGCGGCUACAGUUCGUUGGCGGGGCUUGGAGCAUGAACGAUGAGGCGGCCAGCCAUUACCAGAGCACUGUUGAUCAGUUCACUUGGGGACUACAAAAACUAAACGAUACCUUCGGCGACUGUGGGCGUCCGCGCGUCGGCUGGCAGAUCGACCCGUUCGGGCACUCGCGCGAGUUCGCCGCCGACCUGGCCUCCAUGGGCUACGACGGCCUCUUCCUCGGCCGCAUCGACUACCAGGACAAGGCGCAUCGGCUCAAGCAGCGCUCCAUGGAGGUGCUGUGGCGAGGCAGCGACGAUCUCGGCAAGUCAUCCGACAUCUUCACCGGCGUGCUGUACAACACGUACUCGCCACCGCCCGGUUUCUGCUUCGACGUGUUGUGCGACGACGAGCCUAUUAUCGACGACGUCUCCUCACCUAUGUACAACGUUGACUCUAAGGUUACAACGUUUCUUGCGUACGUGCUAGCUCAAUCCACGUACUAUAGAAGCAACAACGUGUUAGUCACCAUGGGCGGGGACUUCACAUUCAUGGAUGCCUUCAUGUGGUUCGACAAUCUCGACAAACUUAUCAAAUACGCCAACAUGAAAUCGGCGAAGGAGAAUCUGAACGUGAAGCUGUUCUACUCUACUCCUACCUGUUACUUGAAGGCAGUCAAGGAUGCCAACCCAAGUUUACCCAUCAAACAAGAUGACUUCUUCCCGUACGCAUCCGACUCAACUGCCUUCUGGACUGGUUACUUCACUUCUCGCCCAACCACCAAGAGGAUGGAGAGAGAGACCAACAACUAUCUACAGACCUUUAAAAUGUUGCAAGUCCUGACGAAUCUGCCGCAAUCCAACAUGUUCAUUCUGAAUGAGCUUAAGAGUGCCAUGGGCAUGAUGCAGCAUCACGACGCCAUCACGGGCACUGAGAAGCAACACGUAACUCACGACUACGAGCGUAUUGUUUCGCGGGCGGUGGACGACGCUUACAUCAUCGGCAACCAGGCUUUCAACAAGCUGGUCAAGCCAGAAGCGAGCUUAGUGUACGAACGCUGCGAGUUCAACCAAUCGCAGUGCGGCGUCACUGAGCGCAGCCAGGCUUUUGUCGUGACAGUGUUCAACAACCAGGUGUUGCCCAAAGCCUCGACCAAGAUAGACCUGCCCGUCAUCGGUGAAGGUUACUCCGUUUACGACGAAACUGGGAUCAACAUACCCUGCGAGAUACAAAAACUGUCGUCAGAAUACUUCGCAAUGCCAACCAGACAAUCCAAUGCCACGCACAACCUAUGCUUCUUCGCUAAAAACUUGCCCGGGCUCGGUUAUAGAAACUUCUAUGUGAAAAAAGACUCGAAAGAAAAAAGAGACACCAAGAAAAGAUACGAUUAUUAUUCUAAUAUAAAUGAUUAUUGGAAAGAUAUUAGAGAUAAAAUUGAGGUUGAUAUAAAGAAUGUAGAAGAUGAAACGAUUGUGUCUAAAUCUGAUACGAAUGUUUUGGAAAAGGUACCAGUUAGAGAUAACUUGAACGUAGAAGUUCAUGAUUACGAUGGAGAUAUCAAUUGGGAUGUCUUGAAGGAUGGAGAUGAGAAUACUGAAGAAGAGAUUCAGGGUAUACUUAAGGAAGCGAGCAAGAAGCUUGUUGAAGAUAUGGCGCGAGUCAGCAAGGACAAGAAAACGAUGUUCGCGAGAAUGAGCGACGACGAGAUGCGGAUGCUGUCUGAUGAUCCUCUGGUCGUGGAAGGCCCGCGUGACAUAGUGCUGGAGAACGAUUACAUCAUCCUGGCCAUCAAUAAGGACAAUGGUUGGAUGAGCUACUCGUCCAAAACGGAUGGAAGAACGCUCAACUACCUCCCCGUGCCUGGCUACUACAUCGGCUGCGAGGGCGAUAAUAAGGCCCCAGCCAACCGCUCGUCGGGCGCCUACAUCCUCCGCCCCAACACGACCUCCUCCCCGGACCUCCACACCUUCAACAACUUCGUCAUCACCAACGUCGUCCAAUCGGAGCUGCAGGAGGUCCGCAUACACUACGACAAUUCCGUCUGUCUCACUGUCGGCUUGAAAGACGAUACUAUGUACUUUUCUACUAUUUUAAAUAUAGAUUUAGGCAGAGAAUAUGUACUCAGAUUCCAAACUGAUUUGAGAACUGAUGGCGUUUUCUACACUGAUUCUAACGGACGGCAGAUGUUGAAAAGAAUUAGAAACAGCCGCCCGCAAUGGAAUGUUACUUUAGCUGAACCGAUUCCAGGCAACUAUUACCCGAUAGUCAACGAGAUUUAUAUAGAAGAUGAAGAUUUGAGGGUAGUUGUUAAUGUGGAUAGGGCUAGAGGUGGCGCGUCGUUAAAAGAUGGUUGGUUUGAAAUUAUGCAGCACAGGAGACUGAAACAUGAUGAUGCGUUUGGUGUAGGAGAAGCGCUGAACGAAACUGUCGGUGGUAAAGGCUUGUACAGCAUUGACACAGUUAUGCUACAAGUCGUUCCCAAAACUAAAGAAAACUUAAUAAAAGCCGCUGAAAACAGCCUACAAUUCUUCUCCGAACCGCAGCUUUUUGUAGCAGAAGCACCUUUCAAUUUGGACAGAUUCAAAACUAUGAAAAACGAAUACAGUUUUCUAAAAACUGAUCUUCCUAAAGGCAUUCAUUUGUUAACUUUGGAGCCGUGGAAAGAUAAGAUUUUGCUACGUUUAGAAAACUAUUUCGAUAAAGAAUUGUCCCCUGAUUUUAUUUCUGUAGAUUUGAGUAAAGUGUUUAAUACGAUUGAGAUUAAAUCGAUAAAAGAAACUACUUUAGCGGCUAAUAUUUGGUUAGAAGACUAUAAACAGUGGGAAUGGAAUACAGAUGAAGAGUUUUCUGAAAAUUUUAACACAGAGUAUGGGAACGAAGACGUGUACAGAGCCAAAGAGCGCAAGAAGUAUGAUGAUGAUGGACUGAUUAUUAAACUAGGGGCCAAAGAAAUCAGGACGUUUGUGGCUGAGUAUGGGGUAAAAAACCUUAUUUUAUAAUUGUUAUUAGUCAAGUUAAUGUAGAAUAAAGAUUUAAAAAACUU
Molecule: messenger RNA, 3548 nt
Organism: Cydia pomonella (codling moth)
Lineage: Eukaryota; Metazoa; Arthropoda; Insecta; Lepidoptera; Tortricidae
Product: lysosomal alpha-mannosidase-like
Exons: 18
Coding region: 148-3504 (1118 amino acids)
Biological process (GO): mannose metabolic process
Cellular component (GO): lysosome
Molecular function (GO): carbohydrate binding; alpha-mannosidase activity
Source: RefSeq, a predicted model, not a curated record